AUGAGGCUGCCGGGUUCUGACAAGUUGAAGACGCUGUGGGACAAAUGGGAAAUCCGGGUGUUCAUCCUGGUCAGUCUCUCGCUCCAGGUCGUGUUGACGCUGCUGACGCCCCGGAGGAAACGUUCCGGAAACGUGGUUGUGAUCUCGUUGAUCUGGACAGUCUACUUGCUUGCCGACUGGGUGGCCGCCGCCACGGUCGGCAAGAUUUCCAGCAAGCAAAUCAAUGGUUGCGGGCUCUCUGAGAACGCCGAUAUCGUGACUUUGUGGGCACCUUUCCUCCUACUCCACUUGGGAGGCCCUGACACCAUCAGUUCCUUCUCUCUCCAGGACAACGAGCUGUGGCCUAGGCACCUUUGCGGGCUCGUUCUGCAGGAUCUCGCCGCCGUUUAUGUCUUCUUUAAGUCGCUUCCAGGAGACAAGCUGCUGUUGCUGUCGACCAUUCUCGUGCUUGUCGCAGGGACCGUUAGGUACGCCGAGCGAAUUCAAGCUCUAUAUGCAGCGAGCUUGGACGGACUCGGGGAUUCGGUGUUCCGGAAGCCAGAUCCAGGACCUGAAUAUGAGAAAGUUGUGGAGAUCUACAAGUCCUUGAAAGAGAGCGGCAUGCCUACGCAGUUCGUGACGAUCGAUCACCGCAGAAGCAACUACUCACCUCGUGCUCCCAAAGAGCAUGCAGCCACGACCAAUGAGAAAUCACCACCAAGGGCGGUCCUCCAAACUGGGUACCAGUUGUUUAAGACCUUCAAGGGACUCAUGGUCGGCUACGUCUUCACCACCAAAGAACGCCGGGAGAGCCGCAACUUCUUUAUCGAGGAGGACGCCCUACACGCUUUUCAGCUGGUAGAAGUGGAGCUCAGCUUCCUGUAUGAGAACCUCCACACCAAGACAUUUGUUUUGGGAUACAAAUGGGGAAGGAUCUGGCGCCUCAUCAGCUACUGUUCCAUCUUGAGUGCCUUGGCCUCAUUCUAUAUAGUUGAGAAGGAUGGAUUCCACAAGUCGGACGUCAUCAUCACCUACCUCCUGUUCUUUGGGGCAGUUUCCCUAGAUGUCAUCUCCCUCUUCAUACUGUUGUUCUCUGAUCGAACUGCCAUGGCCAUCGAAAGCAAAUGUUACGAUCCCAUUUUGUUCAAUAAGAUACCAAAGUGGAUGAUUGACUCAUUCCAGGAAAAGAUGAAUAAAAGAAAGAGGUGGUCAGGAAAGGUGUCCCAAUGUAAUCUAAUAGAAUUCUGUCUGCAUAAAGAGAGCAAUUCACUUAACAAGAUUGCCGAGCUUGUGCAUAUGAGAGGUCGUCUGGAUAAGAUCAGGCUGAGCUUUUGGCAGCACAGUUGUGAGGUGGAUAACAAUCUAAAGGAGUUCAUUUUCAAGGAGUUGAGCAGGAGAUCCUUGGUCGCCAAGGAUGUUGAAUCUGCUUUGAAGAUUUCUUCUCACCGAGGCAGUUGGGCUCUUUCAGACGCUGGCAUACAUCAGAACAGCGAGUUGUAUAGUAGCAUCGUCGAAGUUUCCUGCGUCGAAAGUGUCCUACUGUGGCAUAUAGCCACUACACUCUGCUAUGAGGACGGAACAGAUGAGGACCGCAAGAAGCGAAAAAUAUGCAAGACACUCUCAGACUACGUGUUCUAUCUUCUGGUCUUGCGACCGAAUAUGAUGUCCGCCUUCUCGUCCAAUUGGCAGUUGAUGUUCCAAGACACCUGCGCUGAAACCAAGAGAUUUUUGAGAAAUAUGCAACCCGAGAAACAAGGCGUGAAUCUGAAAAGCACAUGCGAGAAGAUUCUCGAAGUGGAUACGCCUGUUAAACCGAGUUAUAUCAAAGGUUACUCGAGCAAGUCCGUGCUAUUUGCCGCUUGUUCCCUUGCGAAAUGCUUGGAAAAAGAGCUCGGGCCGAAUAGAUGGGAGAUAAUGGGAGGAGUGUGGGUGGAGUUAUUGUCAUAUGCUGCGAACCACUGCAAGGUCGAUGUAAACGCAGAACAACCGAGCAAGGGCGGAGAACUUCUGACCAUUGUCUGGUUUCUGUUAAACCAUUUCGGCUUGGGAACGCAAUUCGACGUGGAUGAUGGGGCUAGGGUCCAAAUUGUAGUGAAGAAGUAA
Molecule: messenger RNA, 2082 nt
Organism: Syzygium oleosum
Lineage: Eukaryota; Viridiplantae; Streptophyta; Magnoliopsida; Myrtales; Myrtaceae
Exons: 1
Coding region: 1-2082 (693 amino acids)
Source: RefSeq, a predicted model, not a curated record